AUGGAGGUAAUGGCCGUUAACACAGAAGUUGUAUUCACCCCCACAGGUGUGUGGGUUUGGUGGGAGGGUGUGUGGCACGUCGCCGCCUGGCAGAAUGCUCUGCCAGAGGUGGUGGAGGUAGGGGGUCUGACCCCUGUUCAGACCCCGGGGACUACCCCACCAUCCUCGCCACCCCCCACCCGGACACCGUCGCCGUCUCCCGCCCCAUCCCCCUCACCAGCACCACCGUCGCCGCCACCCCAUCCCCGGAACAUUGUUCGGGUGGAACCCCUCUGGGGCGAUGAGCGUCGUCCGGCCCAUCUAUGGAAUGGGCGUCCAUGA
This is a messenger RNA of Caenorhabditis remanei, 321 nucleotides long. RefSeq lists its product as uncharacterized. The transcript has 3 exons. NCBI's taxonomy places the organism in Eukaryota, Metazoa, Nematoda, Chromadorea, Rhabditida, Rhabditidae. The coding region runs from base 1 to 321 and encodes 106 amino acids. The record is from RefSeq and is a predicted model, not a curated record.